Sceloporus undulatus (fence lizard) is the source of this 3453-nucleotide messenger RNA. RefSeq names its product transmembrane protein 214 (gene TMEM214). Gene Ontology annotation, cellular component: Golgi apparatus; endoplasmic reticulum. NCBI's taxonomy places the organism in Eukaryota, Metazoa, Chordata, Lepidosauria, Squamata, Phrynosomatidae. The coding region runs from base 4 to 2289 and encodes 761 amino acids. The record is from RefSeq and is a predicted model, not a curated record. The transcript is spliced from 18 exons.
CGCAUGCGCAGAGAGAGUUUGUGGCUGGCUGGGGAGGCGGAGAAGGCAGCGGCGGUGAUGGCCGGGGCGACGGGGGCUCCGCGGUGGGAAGUGGUGCGGAAGGCCGGCCGGAGGAGCGCCUCGGGAGGCCCCGCGGGGCGGAAGGCGCUGGGAGAGGCCAACGCGGGGAGAGGCGUCCCUGCCCCGCUUCCUCUGGCUACUUCAGAAACCCUCUUUGAGCUGGGCUUUGAGAAGACAGUGAAGAAACAGAACAAGGAACAAGUGCCACCACCUCCAGGAACCCAGCAGCAGAAGAAGCAAAACACAGGGAAAAAUGCCAAGAAAGCACCAGCCACAGACGCAAGACAAAAGGAAACAAAAUUCCGGACAUUGGAGGAGGCUCUGAAGGCGCUGGAUGUGUCAGAACUGCAGAAGGAGCUGGAUAAAAGCCUAAGCAUGUUCCCAGAAAAUCCUUCCGUGUGGCUCAAAGACCUGGCUGGCUAUCUGAACUACAAGCUGCAGUCCCCAAAGAGUGACCCCACCCUCAGCCAGCAUCCUCAUGACUAUCCCAUCUGCCUUAUCAACAAAGAGCUGAGGAAUGUCAUCAAAUCCCUGCUCUCAAAAGCUGCAGGCGUCCUGGAGCUUUUCUUUGACCACUGUAUUUACACAAUGUUGCAAGAGCUGGACAAGACCCCUGGGGAGUCACUGCAUGGCUACAGGAUCUGCAUACAGGCUGUGCUCUUGGACAAGCCUCGGGUGGCCACGGCAGAUUUGAGCAAGCAAGUGAUUCUGGAAGCUGGGUGCAGGAGAAGGAAACAGGGCAGUAUAAUGGCAGUAAGGGCCUGGCAAAGUAUGACCCAUUGUACCUUAUUUCAAGAUUUCGCUCAAAAUCACUUUCUGUGGCCUGGUGGCACAGUGGUUAAAUGCCUGUCCUGCAGUCGCUCACUCACAAACCAUAAGUAUCUGGAGCUGCUGCGCUCCCAUCAGAGCCGUCCAGCCAAAUGCCUCACCAUCAUGUGGGCCUUGGGGCAAGCAGGAUUUGCUGAUCUUACAGAAGGGCUGAAAGUGUGGCUAGGCAUUAUGCUUCCCGUCCUGGGCAUCAAAUCUCUUUCCCCAUUCGCCAUCACCUUCUUGGAUCGGCUACUCAUGAUGCAUCCCAACUUGACCAAAGGCUUUGGCAUGAUAGGACCCAAAGACUUCUUCCCCCUUUUGGAUUUUGCUUUCAUGCCCAACAACUCCUUAUCGCCCAGUCUGCAGGACCAGCUCCGGCAGUUGUAUCCCCGCCUGAAAGUGCUGGGUUUUGGGGCGAAGCCAGAGACUACCCUGCACACCUACUUCCCUUCCUUCCUCUCCAGGACCCUGCCCAGCUGCCCUGCCGACAUGAGGAAAGAGCUGCUGAACUGUUUGACUGAGUGCCUCAACCUCGAUCCGCUCAGUUUCAGCGUAUGGAAGCAGCUGUACGUCAAACACCUCUCCCAGUCAAGCCUGCUCCUGAACCACUUCUUGGACACCUGGGACAAGACAUCCAAAAAGGUGCGGAAAUCAUUACAGGAAACAGUUCAUUCAUUCAAAGUCACAAAUGAUGAGCUUGCCCUGAAGGGACCAAACAAUGCUGAGGAUGUCGCCGCUUGCCAAACCGUCUGCAAGAGCCUGCUGCUCAAGAUGAAAACCAGCAGGUUCCCUUGGCUUCGGCUGGCCUUGGUCUUCCUCGUCUUCAGUGCCGGCUUUCUCAUGCACGACAUGAGGACUCACGGCUCUUUCCAAGCCUCCGCCUCUGCCCGGGUCCUCCGCUACUCUGGCAUUCUGUCUGCAUCCCAGCAAGCCUGGAACAAAGUUUCCCAUUUCUCUGCGGAAGGCUACAGCUGGUUAGAAGCCAACGUGCCUCUCUACUACUCUCAUGUGGCCACUGUUCUGGGACCAAACCUGGAGCUGGCCUGGGCCAAGACGAAUGAAACUGCCACCUACAUCUCUGGGAAGUGCUCUGCUCAGCUGGCCUGGCUCAGGUACCACCUCCCCACAUUCAUAGACUGGCUCCAGACUCGGAUUCCGGAUGUGGUGCUGCAGGGAGCCGAGUACCUCAAGGACUUGCUACUCUUCCUCAUGCGGAGUUGUUUCCUGCCGGCAGUGGACUAUGUGGCCACAUCCCUGGAGGGACUCUGGCAACGCUGGGUGGCUUCUUGCAAUGGCGAAGGGUCAUGGGACUGCCUGAGGAAACAGCUGACUAGGCUGACUCUUUCCUCUUGGAGCUUCCUGCAGGACACCACUGUGGCCAUCAAGGACUGGGCCUUGGCCAUCAUCUCUGACCACUAGCAGCGGCCACCUGGGCCCAGGGGCUAAGUGGGAAGUUUGGGCCUCUCCUCUUGGACACCGGUGCCAGCAGGAUGUGCCAACGACUUGUCCUGACCACAGCAAGAACAGGCAGCGCCUUCUUGGACUCACUGCAGAAGCCCAGGCCCAGCACUUUCUGCGUCUUGCACUCGCUGUGUUGGUCGGGUUCCUUUUAAACUCGGGCCGCCUUGUUCCACCUGCUGCUGCCUGUCUCCUUGGUGUGAUUGUGCCUGGUCCAGCUGGGAGCUGCAGGCUUUGAGAUUGCAGCACAUGCCCUGGCAGCCGUACCUCUGCUUGCUGGUCGAAGACUCCCCCUUUUCUUUCUCCUGCCUCCAGUGCUGUGACCCUGUGGUGAAUUUGUGGCUGCGUGUCUGACCCUCCUUCCCUUGCGCCUGGAGGUCCUGUUCCUGCCCUCAGUCUUUUCUCUGCCCCUCCAGGAGCAUGGAGGAAUUGAGGGCGGUUGGCAGACUCUUGGUGGCUGGAGUGUCUCAAGCCAGGCCUAUGGUCUGGUGCCCCCAGGGCAGUGCUGCCUUGCAGGUCUUUUCUGCCCCUCCCCGCUUAAGGCACAGGUGGUCUCCCUGGAGCCUUUCAGGUUAGUCCUCCUUCUCUCAGGUGGUUGCUGAAGAGGGCAACUGGGGGUACCAAGGGAGCCCUUGCCCCUUUCGCCCACAGAGCUGCCUUCUCCUUCCUCUGGACCUGGAUUUGGUGGUAUUAGUGUGUGAGGAUAAUAUUUAGGCUUCAGCAAAGAGAAGAGGGAAAGAGUGCAACAAAUUUAGGCUUGUUCAGUUUGCUUCUUUAAAAUGGGCUGAGCUGUGAGGGAAAUGGGGACCAGCUGCUGGUGCUACUGCUCUUGGCUGGAGGAACAAAUUCGGCAGAAGGAAAACGGCCUUGCUGGCCUAGUAGACAAAGGAACGCUGGCACUAGGGUGGGUACCAUUCGUGAGCCAGAAGCUUUUGUGUGUGUGGGACCUGAGGCUAACUCAGAGUAGCCAGGGGGUGUGCCAAUGGAGGGAGGAAGCCUCUUUCUGGCCUGGCCCACUGGUCCUGCCCUGUGAAAAGCAGCUGUUUUGCCAUCCAGGGCCUUAGCCAGAAUUGCAAAGCUCCCUGCCCCUUGACAUUGGAAUAAAGGACAAUAUAUUUGACUACA